AUAUGAUUCAUCGUUGAUCAUCACCCGUAAAACCUAUUUUCGAUUCAACCAAAGAAAUUUUUAAAUUCCAAAAGAAUAUGAUGUGAUUACAACGACGAGAACAUCUUUUUCUUCAAUUUUGCAUUUAUUCAAUGUUUAGAUUUACAUAGACAUCAACUUUAAAUUAUAAUUUGUAAGGAUAAUUCCAUCCUUAUCAUCAUCUGUGCCAAUCAAUCAUCGAAUUUCAUAAUUUCUUCUUCAUCAUCUGCAUUUUUUUUCCUAAUUAAAUAUAUCACCAAAUACAAAAAAGUAAACAACGAUGCCAUUAGAACAAAGAGUUAUACAACCAAUUUAUGUAUCACGUGGUUGUUUUCAACCAACCGGUAAUAAUAUAUCAACAACAAAUAAUCAACCAAUAUCAUUACCAAAUAUACCAAAUGAAUUAGAAUGUGUUACAAAUGGUACACUUGGUAAUAUUAUUAGACAAUUAUCAUCAUUAUCAAAACAUGCUGAAAAUUUAUUUGGUUGUUUAUUGGAUGAUUUACAAUCAAUGUUACAACGUUCAGCACAAUUACAAACAAGAAUUGAACAAUUAUCACAACAUGUUGAACAUUUAGAUUCAUCAUCAUCAUCACAGGAUAAUUCUCAUUAUAAUGAUCCUUAUUAUUAUCGUCAUCAACAACAAACAAUGAUGAUGAUGAUGAUGACAAUAAGAAAACCAAUUAUACAUCGUAGUGGUGGUGGUGGAUCGACAGGUAUUUCAUCUACCGGUAGUGGUGAACAAUUUGAUCAACAAGUUGUUGCACGUACAACAAUACCUGAUUCAUUACGUGAAGUAUAUCAACGUUGUGAUCCACCACCAUCAUUAGAUAAAUUAAAUCCAUUUCGUGAUGAUAAUAUUAAUGGUUUAACGCUUUAUACGAAUCCAAAUUAUUUUUUCGAAUUAUGGCGUAAAGAAAUGUUACAAGAACCACAUUCAUCCAAACAUUCACGAUCAACAAAAAUUGCCAAAAAUAAACAACAACAUCAUGGUGGUGAUAUACAGAAUACAUCAGGUGGUUCAUCGAAAUCAUCAACAAAACGAAAUCGUCAACAAACAUCAGCGAAUAAACAAUUACAUUAUCAAUCAUCAACUGAUUCAAAUUCAUAUGGACAAUUGCCACCACCACCACCACCUUCCCAGCAACAACAACAACAAUAUUAUCCAUCAACAAAUCAGCCAACUUCUCAUUAUCAUCCGGGUUUUUAUACGACACAACAACAGCAACAACAAAUGGAAAUUUUAACAGCAAAACAAAUAAUACCAGGAUCUGGAACAGGAUAUACUGUGAUUGAAGGAUCAUAUAUAGAUCCAAAUAAUUAUCAACAUCAUUAUGUACAACAUCAUCAAUAUAAUAAUAAUAAUAAUAAUAAUACUAAACCUACAUCGAUACCUUAUCAACAGCAACCUGGAUUACAACAACAACAACAAUCAGCUAGACCUAAUUCUCUGGAAUUACAACAUCAACAGCAGCAACAACAACAACAACAGAAUUAUUAUUAUCAAAAUAACCAACAACAACAAUCCGGUUAUAAUUUAUCAUCUGGUCAAACAAGAAUGAUUUCAACACAGCAACAACAACAACAACAAUAUGGAACGACAACAAUGCCAUAUGGACAACAACAACAACAACAUACACCACCUCAACAAUAUUCUCCAAGUGCUAAUAUGGCCAAUAAUAAUAAUACAACACCAACAAGACGUUUAUCUGCUGCUCAAGUAUCAAGGCCUUCAGCACCGCCACCUGCACCACCAGGUGGAAGUGGUAGUAGUUCCAGUGCAAAUUCUCAGCCAGGAACACCAAGAAAAACGUCAAUGAUGAUGAUCAAUGGACAGGAAGUAGAAAUGCGACAAGAUUCUAUGAAUAAUAAUCGAAUGGUUUCAAGAGAUUCACUUCCACCGCCACCACCACCACCACCUCCUCCUUCUGCUUCACAAAAUGCUCAAAUGUCAAAUGGAAUGGCUAAUGAUAUGAUUGAUACAUCAUUACCACCUCCUCCGCCACCUCCCCCUCCAACAGGAGCAAUGACAACCACUUCAUUCAACAAUAAUAAUAAUAAUACAAAUUCAAACAAUAAUUAUACCUCAACACCUCCACCACCACCACCAAUGAAUGGAAAUGGUAUGAUUCCGAUGAAAAAUCAACAAGCAUCAUAUAAACAACAAACAGCAAAUAAACCGACAGCUGAAGAAUUAAAAUCUGUUGUCCUUAAAAAAAUCGAUCCAAAUUCAUUAACACAAUCGAAUGCUAAUGAUGAUGUACGAUCAAAUUUAUUGGCCGCCAUAAGACAUGGUAUAAAAUUGAAACGUGUUGCUGAAGAAAAGAAAAGAGAAGUUGAACAAAAUGUUCCAUUACAUGAUGUUGCAUCAAUAUUGGCACGUCGUGUUGCAUUAGAAUUAUCCGAUUCAGAUGGUGUUGAUGGUGGUGAUGAUGAUGAUGAUGGAAAUGAAAGUGAUCCAUGGGAUGAUGAAAGUGAAUGUUGAAAACAAUAACAACAACAAAAAACCACCACCAUCCAUCAUUGUUUGCACAAAUAAUUUCGAAUUAUUCUUAUCCGUGUUAUCAAAAAUUUUUUCUUCUUCUUUAUCAAACAUAUAUUUGUAGAUAGUCGAACAAACAAAGGGGAAAAAAAUUUUGGCUACUAUCUCCCCAACAUUCUAUU
Dermatophagoides pteronyssinus (European house dust mite) is the source of this 2682-nucleotide messenger RNA. RefSeq lists its product as uncharacterized. Lineage: Eukaryota; Metazoa; Arthropoda; Arachnida; Sarcoptiformes; Pyroglyphidae. Gene Ontology annotation, molecular function: protein kinase A regulatory subunit binding; actin binding; Arp2/3 complex binding. Gene Ontology annotation, cellular component: SCAR complex; cytoskeleton. The record is from RefSeq and is a predicted model, not a curated record. Gene Ontology annotation, biological process: actin cytoskeleton organization; positive regulation of Arp2/3 complex-mediated actin nucleation.